Magallana angulata is the source of this 3835-nucleotide messenger RNA. RefSeq names its product ubiquitin-like protein 3. The record is from RefSeq and is a predicted model, not a curated record. Lineage: Eukaryota; Metazoa; Mollusca; Bivalvia; Ostreida; Ostreidae. The transcript has 5 exons. Bases 235 to 627 code for a protein of 130 amino acids. Gene Ontology annotation, molecular function: protein binding.
UGCUUGCACUAAACUUUUUUCUUCGUCGCUUUAGAAGCUAAGAUUAAGGAUUUUUAAUAGUUUGCCAAAUGUUUUGAUGCUCUUUGUUCGGACGAAUACCAUAUAAUGUAAAUUAAUAAUAAUCGUUAUUGUCCAACUGUUUACUUGACCACCAAAACAAACGGAAGUGAUGAUGAUGGGACCGGGUAAUCGAAUUUAAUGUAUAUCUUGGUUUCUUGAACUUUUUUCUCUGAUAUGUCAACAACUAACGGAGUUAAUGGUAUGGGAUCUCGAGGAAUACCACAUGAUAAGGUAAAUUUACGCCUGAUUCUGGUCAGUGGGAAGACGAAAGAGUUCUUGUUCUACCCCAACGACUCAGUGGCAGAUGUAACAGACUUUGUCUAUAGAAACUGGCCACGAGAAUGGUCUGAUGAAAAUCCACCUGCCAGUAAUAUUUUACGCCUUAUAUAUCAAGGACGUUUUCUACAUGGAAAUGUAACAUUAGGAGCUUUACAACUUCCGCAGGGGAAGACAACUGUCAUGCACUUGGUGCCCCGAGAAAAUUUACCUGAAUCAAACAAUCAAGGACAGUUAAAAAAGGACAAAAGUGGUGAAAGCAAUUGCAGUAAUUGCUGUGUCAUAGUGUGACAUCUCAUUCUUCAUCAUUUCGUAUUUUUUAUCCAAACGUUGAGGUAGAGGCAUGGGCAGUGAUUCGGCCCCCACAUGGUCGUAUUCACCAGCUGGGCUGUUCUCCGCGGAAAGGACUCUAGCAUCUACAUAUUGACUUUUUACUAAAGCUAGUCUGUGAUACCAAUAUAUAGAGGGAUUUUAGGGAGGAUUUUCAGGGAACAUCUGCAGACAUUUUUUUUUGCAAUGCUAUAAAUUUGCAAUUUACAAGGAAGAAAAAGGGAGGGUUUUGACAGAUUACAAAUAUUUGUAAAUUUUUCAUUAGACUCAAAUUUUAGCUAUGUUUUAUUAAAAAGAAAUUCUGGAAAUAGCAGUUGCAUCAUGGUACUUUUAACCCAUAUUUUUCUUCUGUGCUUUUCUUCAGGUCCUUAUCAUGCAUAGUGUUAGAAUUUGUGAAUCUUUUGCUUAUUAGCUAUAUUUGACUUAAAAAGGCAUUUAAAAUGUUUUAGAUGAACAGUUUUUGUUCUUGUCUUGUUGAUUUUCCCAAUUUUGCUAAGAUUUUAUUAAUUCAUUUUGACUGAACAGAAACAAAUCAAACAUACAAACCCAAAUUGGUGUGUCCACAUAAACUAAUUUGUGAAAUAGAUAUAUUAAUGUUAUAUUCUGGAGGCAGACACAAUUGCAUUAAUACAGAAAAUCUACUAGCUUCAAAUUGGCCACAUAGACAUGGCAGACAGUUAUAAGUCAAUACAACACUGAUUUUCUUAAUGUAAGAUGAUAGUGGAGCCUGGAAUUUGUCAGUUGUUCACCGUUAUUGGCAAAAGAAUUCUCCAAUAUCAGGCCUCCAAGGUCAGCUACACAAAGAUGGAUACAUCUCAAUCUGUCUUAUUUUUUACGUUUUGUUUGAAGGGAAAAAAGCCAGCAGCCAAAGGCCUUAUAAUCAGUGAAGAUUUACAAGAGUUACACAUAUUAUAGCACAUUGACUACCAUAUUUCCCAUAAUGCACUUUUCUUGUUUUCAUACCAUUUCUCAUGAUGCACUUCUAUUGUUUUCAUAUAAAUAUAUAUAUUGUAAGUGUUAAUUGUGUGGAAGUUUUUAAAUUUUAAUUAAUUUAUUCAUCUGAUUAAAACAUUUCAAACUGCUCAAAAUUUAGAGCAUUUUUUUCAUCGUAUUUUUUAUAGGAUGAUUAUCAACAUCUAUUGUUAUACACGUACAUGUAUAUUGAAUAAAUAUGCUGCCUUGGUAGUUGUGAAAUUUAAAAGAUGCUUCAAUAUUUAAACAUAUGCAAUGUUAAAAUUAUUCAUUUUGAAUGUAAAAUCAACUUGAUAUCAAAAUAACAGUAGGAAAGGUUUGAUAUAUUUAAAAUCAUUACAUGCGCUCAAUUGAGUUUUAUAUAACCAAUUCUUAAGGUUUUAUCAAAAGAUGUUCCGUGCAUAUAAAGUCUUUGUUUUUAUAUAGAAACAUUGAUUUUGAAAAUUUUCAUAUUUUCUCUUUAGUAAAACUAUAUAUAAUUGUGAUUAAAUCCUUGAUCAAUCCAUGGAAACAUAAACAUGAGCUGUCCGUGUUUUAACAUAAAUCUACAUGAAAAAUCAACAGGUUAUAUAUAAACACCAUGGCAGUGGACAUUGUGCUUGUUAUUCUAGAUAGCAUCCUAGUCUGUUUAGAAAUGUGAUACUCUCAUAACUUAGAAAUUUAAUAAUUUUAACAUGAAAUUUAAUUACUUAUAUAUCUUGAUAUUGUUGUAACAGCUAUCUGAAUAUAAAAUGCUUGUUCAAAUGAAUUUCCUAAUGGUUUGAAAUUCUGUAUAUGUUUAAUCCAAAUUACUGUUUACAAUAUCCCUUUGUCCCUGUUUUCUUUUUCAGUUUAAAUAAAUUUGAAAUUUUGGCCUUAUUUUUCACACAACCUUGGCAGCAUUGUUCUAUGCAGUUUUAUGAAACACAAUGUGGAGAUGUACACAAUACACUCUUCAAUCAAGGCAUAUAUCCAGCAACACUUAUGUUACCAAAGGAGUACACCAUGUUAUGAGUUCCAAUCAGAUGCUGUGAUUUAGCUAUUUGAUGUUAUCAAAAAUGAAAGACUGUCUCAGAAUUUGUUUCAGAGAGUCAUAGAUUUGGUCUUUGUUUCAAUAGACUUACAUUACUAUCAUAUAUGAUAGGACCAAAUUAUGUUGAUUUUUUUUCCUCUUUUUCUAAAUGAAGUAAAGUCAGCUUAGUUUAGCUAAUCAUAUUAGUUUGAAUACCAUGUUUUAUACUAUGGUAUGCUAGAUUUACACUUCAUUUGAUCAAGAUUGAGGGCUUAUUGUAAACUUUUUGUCAUGGCCACUUUACAUGUUAAAAUUCAUGUUUCUCACAGCUAUAGCUGUUCUUGAAAUUUAAGAAAAAAAUCAAUAUUUUUUAAAUUGGGUUACAUGGUAUAUAUAUUUACAUUAACUUGAAAUAUUGCCUCUUUUUAGGGGGAAUCAGAAUCGUUUAACAUCCCUUCAUGUUUUCUUAAAUCAACUAUUGGAAUUUUUUAUAUUUAACAGUCUUGUUUUAAUUUUUUGAUCGAUUCACACCAGUCACCUCUAGUCUUGAAAAAUUACUUGUAAGAAAGCAUGAUUUAAAAAUGCACAGUUCAUUUCAAUAGCUGAAUAAAUGUUGAUAUCUUUAAUAAUUUAUAAAAAAAAAUGUGCUUGUAAUAUAUAUCUGGAAAGUUUGACCUGUACAUGUGCACAAUGACAAAGUCAUCAUUUGAACAAGCCAACCAGUCAUGAUGCCGAAGUUGGUGCUUCUCAAAUUUUGAAUGUAGUACCUUGUUUUAUAUAUAUAUCUUAUGUAUAUCUGUAAAUUUCUGACUCUGUAUGUAUAUCUGGUUAAUUUCUCUCUUGACUAUUGUGUACUUUAUAAAUCCAAUUUUCUUUCUUACCCCUCUUCCUAAGAAUGUUUUAUUAAUAUCUAGCUGUGAAGUGCAAUACAUGAAAGGCGAACAUUUUUCUAAAAAAUAGCUGCCAUGUAUGAGAAUGCAGAGUAUUAUUACUGAGUAUAUAUAGAAGAAAACUGUAAGGUUUGAGUGUUGAGGAAGUGGAGUUUGUGAUAUCUAGUUAUUAUGUUACAGACUGAGAUGUUCCUGUCACAUGGCUGUCCUGGAUAGCCUCGUUUUCAUCUGCUUAGUAAGGGCAGGUCAGUCAAUGAUACUUGUUGUGGAAUCUGUCAGAUUUAAAAAAAACAUGAAAAUUAAAAACUACAAUGAA